Messenger RNA from Diplodia corticola, 4113 nucleotides. RefSeq names its product 5-oxoprolinase (atp-hydrolyzing). Lineage: Eukaryota; Fungi; Ascomycota; Dothideomycetes; Botryosphaeriales; Botryosphaeriaceae. Gene Ontology annotation, biological process: glutathione metabolic process. The coding region runs from base 1 to 4113 and encodes 1370 amino acids. Gene Ontology annotation, molecular function: 5-oxoprolinase (ATP-hydrolyzing) activity. Gene Ontology annotation, cellular component: cytosol. The transcript has 4 exons. The record is from RefSeq and is a predicted model, not a curated record.
AUGGGUUCCCAAGUGAAGGCAGAGCGCGGCAUCCGCAUCGCCAUCGAUCGCGGUGGCACCUUCACCGACUGCGUCGGCAACCCCGGCUCCGGCAAGAUGGAGGACGAUGUCAUCAUCAAGCUGCUCUCCGUCGAUCCCCAGAACUACGAUGACGCCCCGCUGGAAGGCAUCCGCCGCCUGCUGGAAAAGUUCACCGGCCACGACAUUCCGCGCGGUCAGCCGCUCGACACCUCCAACAUCGAGAGCAUACGCAUGGGCACCACCGUAGCCACAAAUGCCCUCCUGGAACGCAAGGGCGAGGACAUCGCCAUGGUUGUCACCAAGGGCUUCAAGGACUGCCUGGAAAUCGGCAACCAGUCACGACCCAACAUCUUCGACCUGGACAUCCGGAAACCAGAGGUGCUCUACAAGCGCGUCGUCGAGAUUGACGAGCGAGUCACCCUCGAAGACUACGCCGAAGACCCCGAAAGGACAGAGACAAAGGCCGACCCGCUCGACAAGGCUGGCCCCACCCCUGACCUCGUGCGCGGCCUUUCCGGAGAGGCCGUGAGGAUAUUGCAGAGGCCUGAAGAAGAGAGCAUCCGGAAACAGCUGCAGGAAGUCUACGACUCCGGCCUGCGGAGCAUCGCUGUCUGCCUCAUGCACGGCUACACCUACCCGCACCACGAGGCCCUUGUCGGUAGGAUAGCAAAGGAAAUCGGCUUUGAACACGUGAGCCUGAGCCACGAGCUGAUGCCCAUGAUCAAGCUUGUUCCCCGUGCCACCUCUGCCUGCGCCGACGCCUACCUCACUCCUGCCAUCAGGAAGUACAUUGACGGCUUCUCCAGCGGCUUCGCCGGCGGCCUCGGCUCGGAAAGUGUCAAGAAGGAGGCCGGCGACAAGGGCGCACGCUGCGAGUUCAUGCAGAGCGAUGGCGGUCUCGUCGACGUAGACAUCUUCUCCGGCCUUCGUGCCAUCCUCUCUGGUCCCGCCGGUGGCGUCGUAGGAUACGCCCUCACUUCGUAUGAUGCGAAGACGAAGAUCCCCGUCAUCGGUUUUGACAUGGGCGGUACCAGCACCGACGUCAGCCGUUAUGGUGCCGGCAAGUACGAUCAUGUCUUCGAGACGACGACAGCCGGUGUCACCAUCCAGUCACCUCAGCUCGACAUCAACACGGUUGCAGCAGGAGGUGGCAGCCGUCUGUUUUUCAAAAACGGCCUGUUCGUCGUCGGCCCCGAGUCUGCGAGCGCCCACCCUGGCCCCGCAUGCUACCGCAAGGGCGGACCUCUUACAAUCACCGACGCCAACCUCUUCCUCGGCCGACUCUUGCCUGACUUUUUCCCCAAAAUCUUCGGCAAGAAUGAGGACGAACCACUCGAUGCCGAGGCCAGCAAGAAGCUCUUUGAAGAAUUGGCCGAGAAGAUCAACAACGAAGUUGCUGGCGGUAACAAGGACAAGGCCAUGUCCAUGGACGAAGUUGCCUACGGUUUCAUCAAGAUUGCCAACGAGACCAUGACAAGACCCAUUCGUUCUUUGACCGAGGCCAGAGGUCACGACACUUCGAAGCAUCGGCUGGCUACCUUUGGUGGCGCCGGCGGCCAGCACGCCGUCGCCAUCGCCCAAGCUCUCGGAAUCUCCCAGAUCCUCGUCCAUCGCUACUCCUCCGUCCUCUCUGCCUACGGUAUGGCCCUGGCCGAUGUCGUCGACGAGAGGCAGGAGCCGGAGUCAAAGGUCUGGUCUGACGACAACGAAGAGACCAAGAAGUACCUGCAGCAGAAGAUGCAGGACCUGAAGACAAAGUCAACCGCAACACUCAAGGACCAAGGCUUCUCCGAAAAACAGAUCUACUUCGAGGAGUACUUGAACAUGCGCUACCGUGGCACCGAGUCCGCUCUCAUGGUUAUCAAGCCGACCAAGGAGGAGGCUGACAAAGACUAUGGCGGCGAAGAAUGGUCGUUCGGCAAGGCUUUCAUCAAGCAGCAUGAGCAGGAGUUCGGCUUCACUCUCCCUGACCGCGACAUCAUCGUCGAUGAUGUUCGUGCAAGAGGAAUCGGAAAGACUUUCGAGGGGUUGGAAAAGACCGUCGACGAUCAACUGCAGGAGAUCAAGCCCAAUGACCUUUCCAAGGGUGCGAAGCAGUAUGGCACCGGUUCAGUCUACUUCGAGGGCGGCAGGCAGGAAACCCCGAUUUACAAGCUGGAAGAUCUUGCUACCGGCGAUCGUCUGCAAGGGCCUGCCAUCAUUGCCGACGGCACGCAAACCAUCGUCGUCACGCCCGACGCCUCGGCUCUCCUCAUCAACACUCAUGUUGUCAUCAACAUUGGAGAGACCAGCAGUCAGGAGAACAAGAUCAACACGAAGCAGGUCGAUCCCAUCAUGCUUAGUAUCUUCGCGCACCGCUUCAUGGCCAUCGCCGAGCAGAUGGGUAGGGCGCUGCAGAAGACCAGCGUGAGCACAAACGUCAAAGAGCGUCUCGACUACUCCUGCGCUCUGUUCGAUGCCGAAGGUGGGCUUGUGGCGAACGCACCGCAUCUUCCUGUCCACCUCGGCUCCAUGUCCACUUGUGUGCGAAAACAGGCGAGCAUCUGGAAGGGGAAGCUGAAGCGUGGUGAUGUCCUCGUCUCCAACCACCCCAUGUUCGGCGGAACUCAUCUUCCUGACAUCACUGUCAUCACGCCUGCAUUCAGUGGAGACAAGAUUGUCUUCUACGUGGCAUCUCGCGCUCACCACGCCGACAUUGGUGGGAUACUCCCCGGAUCGAUGCCCCCUCAUUCGCGGGAACUCUUCCAAGAAGGCGCCGCAAUCAAGACGGAGAAGCUGGUCUCGGAAGGCCACUUCAACGAGAAGCGUAUUACCGAACUCUUGCACAAGGAGCCAGCCCAGUAUCCCGGCUGCAGUGGCACCAGGUGUCUGGCUGACAACAUCAACGACUUGAAGGCUCAGGUUGCUGCCAACCAGAAGGGUAUCAACCUCAUCAGCACGCUGAUUGAAGACUACGGAGAAGAUGUUGUUCAGUUCUACAUGCACAGCAUUCAGAACAACGCCGAGCAGAGCGUCAGGCACUUGCUCAAGGAAGUCAGCAAACGCUUCGAAGGCCAAGACCUUUCUGCGGUAGAUUACAUGGACGACGGUAGCCCGAUCCAGCUGAAGGUCACGAUUGAUGCCGAGAAGGGAGAGGCUGUUUUUGAUUUUGAGGGGACCGGUCCCGAGGUCUAUGGCAACAUCAACGCACCGGAAGCCGUGACAUACUCGGCAAUCAUCUACUGCCUUCGAUGCCUGAUCAAGGAAGACAUCCCCCUCAACCAAGGAUGCCUGAAACCGAUCAAGGUCAAGAUUCCGAAGAAAUCCUUCCUCUCACCAUCAGACAAGGCCGCCGUUGUGGGAGGCAACGUGCUCACAAGCCAACGCGUCACCGACGUCGUGCUCAAAGCCUUCCGCGCCUGCGCCGCCUCGCAAGGCGACUGCAACAACCUCACCUUCGGCUACGGCGGCAACGUCGCCGGCCAGGCGGAACAAAAGGGCUUCGGCUACUACGAAACCAUCGCCGGCGGGUCCGGCGCGGGCCCGACGUGGAACGGCUCGUCGGGGGUGCACACGCACAUGACCAACACGCGCAUCACCGACGCCGAGGUCUUCGAGCGCCGCUACCCCGUCAUCCUGCGCGAGUUCGGUAUCCGCGCGGGCAGCGGCGGCGACGGCCAGCACCGCGGCGGCGACGGUGUCGUGCGGGACAUCGAGUUCAGGAUCCCGGUCCAGGUCAGCAUCCUGUCGGAGCGCCGCGUCUAUCACCCGUACGGCCUCGAGGGCGGCGAGGACGCGAAGUGCGGGUUGAACGUGUGGGUGAGGCACGUGGGCCGGUCGGACGAGAAUGCGGAUGCGGUCACGGCGACGAAUGGGAACGGGAAUGGCAACGGGGAGGCCGAAAGGGAGAGCGAGUGGCGCUUCGUCAACCUCGGCGCCAAGAAUACGGCGAGCAUGCAGCCCGGCGAGCGCAUCAUCAUCAACACCCCCGGAGGCGGCGGGUGGGGCAGGGCGGGCGAGGAGAGCAGGGUUGUGAGGCGGACGGAUCAUAGGGAGGCGUGGAGGAAGGGAAGUGUGGCGGCGAGGGCGGAGACAGCGGAGUCGUCGCAGUAG